Messenger RNA from Haliotis rufescens (red abalone), 651 nucleotides. Its product is annotated as coiled-coil domain-containing protein 70-like. The transcript has a single exon. Lineage: Eukaryota; Metazoa; Mollusca; Gastropoda; Lepetellida; Haliotidae. The record is from RefSeq and is a predicted model, not a curated record. Bases 1 to 651 code for a protein of 216 amino acids.
AUGGAAGAGAGUAAUGUAUGGAUGGAGGAGAAUAAUGUAUGGCUGGAGGAGAGUAAUGUAUGGCUGGAGGAGAGUAAUGUAUGGCUGGAGGAGAGUAAUGUAUGGAUAGAAGAGAGUAAUGUAUGGAUAGAGGAGAGUAAUGUCUGGCUGGAGAAGAGUAAUGUAUGGAUAGAAGAGAGUAAUGUAUGGAUAGAGGAGAGUAAUGUCUGGCUGGAGGAGAGUAAUGUAUGGAUAGAAGAGAGUAAUGUAUGGAUAGAGGAGAGUAAUGUCUGGCUGGAGAAGAGUAAUGUAUGGAUAGAAGAGAGAAAUGUAUGGAUAGAGGAGAGUAAUGUCUGGCUGGAGGAGAGUAAUGUAUGGAUAGAAGAGAGUAAUGUAUGGAUAGAGGAGAGUAAUGUCUGGCUGGAGAAGAGUAAUGUAUGGAUAGAAGAGAGAAAUGUAUGGAUAGAGGAGAGUAAUGUCUGGCUGGAGAAGAGUAAUGUAUGGAUAGAAGAGAGUAAUGUAUGGAUAGAGGAGAGUAAUGUCUGGCUGGAGGAGAGUAAUGUAUGGAUAGAAGAGAGUAAUGUAUGGAUAGAGGAGAGUAAUGUCUGGCUGGAGAAGAGUAAUGUAUGGAUAGAAGAGAGAAAUGUAUGGAUAGAGGAGAGUAAUGUCUGA